Molecule: messenger RNA, 911 nt
Organism: Lasiosphaeria miniovina
Lineage: Eukaryota; Fungi; Ascomycota; Sordariomycetes; Sordariales; Lasiosphaeriaceae
Exons: 1
Coding region: 139-786 (215 amino acids)
Source: RefSeq, a predicted model, not a curated record
CGUCGUUGAGAGAGCGAGUACACGAGCGCCGAGUUCGAAUUCCGCGCACGCGCUCGGGCGAGCUGCUUAGCAAGGCGGGUGACGCCGGGUUUCGGCGGUGAAGGAUUCCGAUGCGCCAUCUCGUCCUUCAACGUUUCUAUGCCGGCGGCAAUUGGGAUUCUCGCAUUACCUGCCUCCAACACCACCAUUCCCGGACUAACACCACCAUCACCAUCACCACCUUCUCCUCCACCCCCGGACCCUUCCUCCCGGCCUAUUUUCGGCCGAAGAGCUAGACAUAUUGCGUCAAAAGACAAGCGACAUAACCGUACGACUGGGACGAUGACGACUGGGACGAUGACGACUGGGACAAUGCGAAUGAGCCGUUCACGCUUUACCGCUUCACUUUUCCUGGUAUUUCUACCCACGGAACACGACAUUUGUCUGCCCGGCAAGCCGUGGGCUUUGGCUGCUCCGACUUGGACAUCUCCAAGGAUCCCGCUUUCGAUUGAGAUACUGCUCAAAGAGGAGACCUACUUCCCCCAAGACCAGCAGUGGAUUCGUCGAAACUUGGCGAUGAAGCAGUUUGUCCUCGGAAGCCAUCGCCCUAUAAGGAAAGAACCCCAACCCACACACACGACCAGCGGGCCAAGACCUCACUCCUUUGUCAUGACCUCUCACCCGCUGGCCCAAGCACUCCGUCAUGUAUAUAAGCAGUGGCCCUCGUCCCAUUCCUUUGAGAGGGCCAGGUUGAAGUCUCACACCAAUACCAGUCAUUGCUCGCUCCACUCAUUGCCCACAUCGUGACCACCUUGAUCAGGCGUACCUGCCCUCUCUUACACGGGCGUAGCCAGGUUGUCGAUAUGCGAUGAGCACUCUAUUCAAUCAGUACCAAAAGGGAGAAGCAAGCAACGUAUUACAAACCACUCGAC